This is a messenger RNA of Arachis duranensis, 1545 nucleotides long. RefSeq names its product zinc finger BED domain-containing protein RICESLEEPER 2-like. Bases 1 to 1545 code for a protein of 514 amino acids. Gene Ontology annotation, molecular function: DNA binding; protein dimerization activity. The record is from RefSeq and is a predicted model, not a curated record. The transcript is spliced from 8 exons. Lineage: Eukaryota; Viridiplantae; Streptophyta; Magnoliopsida; Fabales; Fabaceae.
AUGCAUUGUUGCCUUGUUGGUAUUGCUGCUUGCUGGUUAAUUGGUUAUUGUUCAGUUUAUUCAGAUUAUGAAGUUUUGUUCUGUUUGGUUUAUUGCUGGUUCAUUGCUUAUUUAUUGCUGAUUAUCAAGUUUUAUUCUGUUUUGUUUAUUGCUGGUUAUUGCUUGUUUAUUUCUGGUUAUUGCUUGUUUAUUGCUGAUUAUCAAGUUUUGUUCUAUUUUGUUUAUUACUGUUUAUUGGUGGUUAUUGCUUGUUUAUUGGUGGUUAUUGCUUGUUUAUUGCUUGUUCAGAUUAUCAAUUUGAAGUCUGUUUUCUCUCAACCAAAUCAAAAUGUUUGUUUGACAAUUGAUUGUUGGUCAUCUGUGCAAAACUUAAACUAUCUUUGCCUUAUUGCUCAUUACAUUGAUGCUAAUUGGAAGUUGCAAAAAAGAAUAUUGAAUUUUUGUGCUAUCAAGGAUCACAAGGGAGAAACAAUUGGUAGGAAGAUUGAGAGAUGUUUGUUGAGCUGGGGGAUAUCCCGGGUUUUUUCUAUCACUGUUGAUAAUGCUAGUUCAAAUGAUGUUGCACUUUCUUACUUGAAAAAUAGAAUGGAGGAUUGGAACUCACAUCCAUUAAGGGGAGAGUUUUUACAUGAAGCUAGAAUUCUAGAAAAAGGCACUGUCCAUUUAGAUGUUCCUAUCAGGUGGAACUCUACCUUUUUAAUGCUUGAAAGUGCUUUGAAGUUUCAAAAGACAUUUAAACGUUUGGGGGAGAGAGAUUCUGAGUUUGCUAUGAUGGCUGGUGGGAUUCCUAGGUCUGAGGAUUGGGAGAAUGCAAGGCAUUUUGUCAAGUUUUUAAAAAUAUUUUAUGAGGUUACUAACAAAGUUUCUGGUUCAACGUUUGUGACAUCUUCUCAACACUUUAAUGACUUUUGUAAAAUAUUGUCUACACUUAAGCAUUGGAUGGGAAGCUUAGAUACGGUACUUUCAAGCAUGGCUGAGAAAAUGAAGUCCAAGUAUGAUAAGUAUUGGGGAAAUAUAAAGAACACAAACAUGAUGAUUUUCAUUGCAGUUGUUCUUGAUCCUAGGUCUACUCGGCAAGAUCCUCCUGAAAUUAGCACACAAGAGCUUGAGGCACAUGAAACUUCUUUUGCUAUGGAAUUUGAGAAGAAAAUGCAAUUCAAUGAGAGUGUUAACAAGAAUGAGGUGGAGUUAUAUCUUAUGGAGGCAUUAAAGAAGAGUGGCGUGCAAUUUGACAUUCUAAAUUGGUGGAAAGUGAAUUCCACUAAAUUUCCAAUUCUUGGGGGGAUUGCAAGAGACGUCUUAGCCAUGCUAGUUUUCACAGUUGCUUCAAAAUCGACAUUUAGUACUGGAGGAAGGGUGUUGAAUAAUUAUAGGAGUUCUCUAACUCCGAUGAUAGCUGAAGCGUUAAUUUGUACCCAAAAUUGGCUCCGAAACUCUCCAAAACUUGUCCUUGAGGAACUCAUCGAGGAAUUGGAGAAUUUAGAAUUAGAAGUUGCACCCACUCGUGAUCUUAAUGAAGAAGAUUCUGGUGUUGAGUCUCAUUAA